Molecule: messenger RNA, 2239 nt
Organism: Halichondria panicea
Lineage: Eukaryota; Metazoa; Porifera; Demospongiae; Suberitida; Halichondriidae
Exons: 6
Coding region: 1314-1970 (218 amino acids)
Biological process (GO): signal transduction
Source: RefSeq, a predicted model, not a curated record
CAAUGUGCACACAAAUUAAAGGAGUGGUCAAGUUGUGUCUAUAUUCACCACCACACACACACACAGUAGAGCUGCUAGAGCAAUAACUAGCUAGAGAUGGCGACAAGGCUGGGUCACUUAUUCUUGCUACAAUGGCUGGUUCAGUCAGUGCAUGGUAUGGGCCAAGAUGCCAGUAGGAUCCGUCCCUAUACGGGCUACCACUCCUGUAUCACUAUGGCAACUGCAGCGAGGAGAGGCACACACUCCAGCUACACCUCACUCACACACUCGCUGACUAUCCACCAAUAUUCGCCGAGGUACGAAUAACAAACAAUAAUAGCUCAACUGGAAGAGACCUUGGUGGUCAGUUAGAGACAAUGACAGAGAUACCAGUGAUCUACGCUCAGUGUGUGCACUGCAGAGACAAUAGUUUGAGCAGCUCGAUGUGCACUCCGCCUAGGGAAGACAUGCUAACGGGACUGACUGUGUUAAUAAGACCCGGUGAUCAGACUACACUAGCACAUGUAGUCAUCAGGAGAUCAACCUUUGUUACAGUGAUACCGUUAAUGCCGUUAACACAAUCCUCUCUCUAUACCUACUACACACUACACGGUAGGAGUGGACUUGGACAAGGCUACAGUGUGCCUACCAUUGGAGUCAUGCAAACUUUUAGUAAUGAAGCAGUGGAUCUGAACAUUACAGAUUUGAACACUAUACCUCAGGGGGAAACACACGUCUACAAGAACAAGGAGCUGGUCAAAGGUGAUCAGUGGACUCGGCUAAAUGUUAGGGACACGGUAUGGAUACAGAGUGAAGGGCCGUCACUGAUCAAGAUAACGUCCACUGGACCUCUGCCAGUAUUCACUGGGUGGGCUAAAUCUAAUCAAUCAUACUUCAGCUCCCUCACCACGUAUGGCCAACAAAUGCCUGACACUAGCCAGUGGGGAACUGUGUUCAUCGCUGACCUCACUGCUAUUAUCAUACUACAAGACAUGGAAGUGUCCUACAGUAUACUGACAUCCAACGCAAGUACCGUGAGCAUAACAACCUUCCCUAACAGAAACACUACAAUCUUUCAAAUGCAAAAGGAUAGCCAACUUGUAAAGGUUGUGAACAGUGCAUCACUGACACACCUGGUCAUUAAAGGAACACAAAAACUGCUCAUAUUAUACGAAAUACAUAGAAAAAUAGCCAACAAAAAUGUCACAAUCUUCUCCACAUUUCUUCAACCCAUUGAGUGGUAUACAUACAAACAGACUGCAAUACUGACAACAGAACUGCAAGCUAACAGCACAAGUCAACCAUACUUGAUAACCAUAUAAUAGCGCCUACAGAUGCCACUGUACAUGUGCAAACCAAGACCACCCCACCAGGUCCAGCUGUACACUAGCGGAGUACUGUCUGAGGAGAUGCUGGUGUUCAGUACUAGUGAUGAGAGGGGCUGUCCCGCGAGACUAGGAGUCACACUCUACGCUCCACACCUGUCCUACGCUCACACCAAUCCACCCCCUCUUAAUGAUAGCAGGACGCAGAGUGUGAGUGAUGACUGCCGGAGGGUGGCUGACCACACCUCCACUAUCGUGGCCGCUAGUAGCAGUGCCGUUACAUUACUACUAGUACUCAUACUCAUAGCUGUUACCAUGGUGAUAGUGCUACUAAUGAAGCCAAGGAUCCUAUUUCAAAAACCUGACGCUCCAUUUAAAGAUUUCGACUACGAUAUAUUCCUGUCUUUUGCUGAUGCGGAUAAAGAUUUUGUUAAAACACUUCUAUAUCUCCCACUACGUAACCGUGGCUACAGAGUAUUGUGGCACUUAUCGGACUUUAUUGCAGGCUUGUCUAUAACUGAGAACAUGCUCACGGCCAUCACAACCAGUCGCUGGGUGAUCUUCGUGUGCAGUGAACAGUUUGACAAAGUCACUUUUGUCAACAAGAGUUACGAUUGGGUCUUGAUAAUCACUAUAGUGGCUACAAGGGACACUAUAGACGUGUGAUACCAUUAGUAUUGGGAGAGGCCAACUGCCCUCAGAAACUAAAGCAACUCUACCCCAUACACGUUGCCCAUAGCGAUCACACACCCACCAACAGGGACAUUAACAAGCUCAUAAGAAGGCUGUGUUUAGGGAAAAAUUUGAAAGCUCUCAAAGAGAACAAAACACAAAGAUUAAGAACAGACCGAGUGGUUACAGAGGAAAUGGAGUCGCUAUUGGAUACGCCAUACAACACAGACGUGUAACUAUGGAAACGACGUACAACACAGAUG